GGGAAUAUAUAUGUGCUCUGUACGGUACAACAAUCCCACUCAAUCUCCUGUUAGGAUGAAGAUGAUCCAGUUUGGCAUUCUCCUUGGGAUUUUUCCCUUCUGUUUAGGAUUUCCAACACUUAAUGCCAGACAAGAAGCCCUUAGCAGAGCACUAGAUGCAUCUCUUGAUCAGCUGAAUAGUCAAUCCUGGGGGAGGAACCUAUUGAAGCUGUCACAUACUGGAGUGACAAAGAUAAAGCCCUUACAACAGAUGAGAUAUCAAAGAGAUGAUGAAGUGUUUGAAGUAAAUUUAAAAUUUAGUGUGAGAGAAACCACCUGUGAUAAGGAUACAACCAUUGACCCCACAAAGUGUGAAUUCAGUGCUGAACCAUACAUGGAAACACCGUGUGAAAGUCAAGUAAUGGUAUCUCGUAAAAAAGCUUUAGUUGUAAAAGCCCGUUGCAACCUCUACACCACCUCCUCAUCUGAAUCUCACAGCAGCGAGGAGAAAUUCUUGACAAUUCCCAGAUCACCUCAUGGAAGGAUAAGGAGUAAUCCAGAGAGGUUUCCAGCCCAAUGGGAUCCAUUUGGAAAGAAGAAUCAGAUGAUAAACCCACGCUGGGAGGAGGAAGAUAGGACUUCAGACCAUUUUCUCCUCGAAUAGACAUACGUUGUGUACUUUACAUACGUUAUAUAAUAUUAAAACGUGAUACCUAAUGAGGCGAUAAUUCCUUAAUGCAUGACAAAUUGUUCACUCUUUCUACA
Rana temporaria (common frog) is the source of this 744-nucleotide messenger RNA. RefSeq names its product secreted phosphoprotein 2 (gene SPP2). Lineage: Eukaryota; Metazoa; Chordata; Amphibia; Anura; Ranidae. The transcript has 6 exons. Gene Ontology annotation, biological process: bone remodeling. Gene Ontology annotation, cellular component: extracellular region. Bases 11 to 643 code for a protein of 210 amino acids. The record is from RefSeq and is a predicted model, not a curated record.